Molecule: messenger RNA, 4035 nt
Organism: Tyto alba (common barn owl)
Lineage: Eukaryota; Metazoa; Chordata; Aves; Strigiformes; Tytonidae
Gene: USP36
Product: ubiquitin specific peptidase 36
Exons: 20
Coding region: 55-3369 (1104 amino acids)
Biological process (GO): regulation of apoptotic process; protein deubiquitination
Cellular component (GO): nucleus; cytosol
Molecular function (GO): cysteine-type endopeptidase activity; cysteine-type deubiquitinase activity
Source: RefSeq, a predicted model, not a curated record
GCGGGGGGCGGCGUCUCUGUGAGGCGGCUCCACGUGCGCGCGGCGGGGACCCGGAUGCCGGGCCCGCCGGGCCCCGCCAUGCCGAUCGUGGAGAAGCUGAGGGAGGCGCUGAAGCCGGGCCGGCGGGACGCGGGCGAGGGCGCGGAGCUGGGCCGGCGGCUGGCCGCCGCCUCCAAGAAGGUGCUGCUGCAGAAGAUCGAGUUCGAGCCCGCCAGCCGCGACUUCUCCGGCCAGCUGGAGCUGCUGCGGGGGAAGUACGUGCUGCUCAACCCCCGGGCCGAGCCCGCCGGCCGCCAGCGCGGCCCCGCGGAGGGGCUGCCCGGCAGGCAGGGCAGCGACCGUGCGCCGCGGGGGCCGGGGGACGGGAUCCCCGCGCCCCAGAAGGUGCUUUUUCCCGCAGAGCGCCUCUCCAUGAAGUGGGAGCGGAUCUACCGGGUCGGCGCCGGGCUGCACAACCUGGGGAACACUUGCUUCCUCAACUCCACGGUGCAGUGCCUGACCUACACGCCGCCCCUCACCAACUACCUGCUCUCCAAGGAGCACAGCCGCAGCUGUCACCAAGGAGGCUUUUGCAUGAUGUGCAUUAUGCAGAACCACACGAUCCAGGCUUUUGCCAACAGCGGCAACACAAUAAAACCAGUGUCCUUCAUCCGAAACCUCAAGAAGAUUGCCCAGCACAUCCACUUCGGGAGACAGGAGGAUGCGCACGAGUUCCUGCGUUACACCAUUGAUGCCAUGCAGAAGGCCUGCCUGAGUGGCUGUACCAAGUUGGAUCGCCAGACCCAGGCCACGACGCUGGUUCACCAGAUCUUCGGCGGUUACCUGCGAUCCCGUGUGAAGUGCUCGGUGUGCAAGACUGUCUCAGACACCUAUGACCCUUACCUGGACCUGGCGCUGGAGAUCAGGCAAACCGCAAACAUAGUGCGGGCGCUGGAGCUGUUUGUGAGGCCAGACGUGCUGGGUGGGGAGAACGCCUACAUGUGUGCCAAAUGCAAGAAGAAAGUGUCGGCCAGCAAACGCUUCACCAUCCACCGAGCCUCCAAUGUUCUCACGCUCUCGCUGAAGCGCUUUGCUGACUUCGGUGGAGGCAAAAUCACAAAGGACGUGGGGUACCCUGAGUUCUUGAACAUCCGCCCUUACAUGUCUCAGAAGAAGGGGGAUCCUGUCGUGUACAGCCUCUAUGCAGUGCUGGUGCACUCUGGGUACAGCUGCCACGCAGGGCACUACUACUGCUACGUGAAGGCCAGCAAUGGGCAGUGGUAUCAAAUGAACGAUGACUUGGUCCGCUCCAGCAACAUCAAAGUGGUCCUCAACCAGCAGGCCUACGUGCUGUUCUACCUGAGAAUCCCCAGCCCCAGGAAGAGCUCAGAGGGGCCCAUUGCCAAAGCUGCCUCCAGCCUGCCUGGCCGUACUGGCAGCAUCUCCAGUCAGGUCAACAAAACCGUGACCAACGGGCCCCUGUUUUCACCGCUGCUGGGCCGGAGACCAGAUGUGCUGCCGGGGAAGAAGCUGCCAGGGCCAGAGGAGGUCGGAGUCCCUGUGGCCCGCAGCACAUUCGGGAAGGGGCCGAAGCUGCCGAAUGGAACUGCUCCGCCAAAGCUGCCCACUGGGUUCCUGUCACCCAAACUGCCCCUCAAAGCCACCCACACGGCCACAGCACUGCCUGAUGACGCCGCCCAGAGACCCAAGAAGCCCUUCUCCUUCCCGCAGCUGCCUCCCAUGCCCAAAGCAGUUCAGGGCUUUUGUGACACCAGCAAUGCAAAUGGGGCCAACUCGGAACUGCCGCGGCAGAAAUCCUGGGAGGGCAAGCAGCCACCUACCUCAUCCAAACCGCUGCUGGAGCCGAGCCCCAGCCAGGAGCCCAGGGGCAGUGGGGAGAACGCCGGGACCCCGGAGAGGGACUCCUCUGGCAGCAGUGCUGCUAGCCCAGCACACAGUGCAGCAGGGAAGCUGGCCAAACUGUCCCAGAAGGCCAAGAGUGGAACCAGCAGCUUCCACACCUCUCAGGAAACGGACUGUGGCGCAGACCUCCCUGCUGGCCCCAGUGCCAAGCCGACUGCCCCCAAAGACUCCAAGCCAGCAAAACUGAAAUCCUCCCUGUUGGCCAGUGCCACUCUGGAGCCAAGCAGCACCACGUCACCGCCACCGGCCAAGAAGCUGGCGCUCUCUGCCAAAAAGGGCAGCACCCCGCGGAAGGCGAGCGGAAGUGACCGCCACGCACAACCUCACCCACAAUUUGCUGACCGCACCACCACCACCACCACCCACCCCGACUCCACUCCCUGGCCUUUCGGCAAGCCGAGACUGUCCUCGUCUGCUCUCAAACUGCCAAAUCCUGAAAAGCCUGCCUUCAGCUUCAUCCUCAACUCAGCCCCUCAGCUCCCAGCCUCCCCCCCAACCAACGGUUCCACUGCCCACCCUUCACACCACCUUCCUCCCUGCAGCAAGGAGAAGGGGCCCAGCCAGGUCACCGCUGGUUCCUCCAAAAAGAAACGGAGAAAGCAGCAUCAUGGAACAGACAGCAGCCCUUGUGCUGUGGCUGUGAAGGGCAAGGAUGAAGUCCCCAGCCCCCCUAGGAAGAAGAAGAAUCUCACUCAGGAGGGCUCGGUGUCGCUUGCGGGGAAGGAGGCGGCAGGCAAAGGUCCCAGCAGUGGUGGGGAUGGGCCAGGCUGCUGGGAUCUGGAGAGCAGACCCAAGCAGCAAGUGUCAGACCCCGGUACUUACCUGGAUGUGGAGCCCACCUUCCCUCUCAAGAAGAAGAAGAAAAAGAGGAGAAUGGAGGAGACAGAAGAACGCUGCUCCGGGAUGCUGUCCUCGGGCAGCUCUAGGACGGCUGAGUCGAGGCCCCGGAGGACAAAGCAGCGGCGGAGGGUGGAGUCUGGGGCUGGGGAGAGCGAGCACCGCAAGCGCAAGUGGAGGGAAAGCCUCAGCAGCCCGAGCUUGGAGCGGCCAGCUGCCAACAGCGCCCGUGCCACAGACAGCACCCCAGUGGCAUCAUGUGCCUGGGCCAGCCAGGCUGGAGAUGGCCACGGGGCUGGCACAGCACCCAGGACCCAGGAGGAGUCUAGCGUGGUGGAUGAGCUGCUCAGGAACUCCAUGGACAAGGCUUAUGGCAAACAAGUCUUGACCUGGGGCGGCGAGGUCUCGGCUGUCAGCCAGGACGCCAUUCAGGAUGCGGCGCGGGCCCGCAGCGAGACUGUUGUCGACGAGUGGGACGAGGCGUUUGACAGAGGGAAGGUAAAGAAGAUUAAAAAACUGAAGCAGGAGCGGAGACACCACUUCAAUCCCUUCCAGCAGCUGCAGAGCAAGCGCAACUUCUGGUCGGUGACGCAUCCUGCCAAGGUGGCCAGCCUGAGCCGCCGGCUCUGAGGUGGAGAUCCCUGUCCCCCGGCCGGCACGUGGAGCAGGCCCGGGUCAAGGACGGGCCGGGGAGCACUGGCCUGGACCCUGCUGCGGAGGGGAUGCUGAUCCCACACGGUGCUGGGGUCAGGUCCCCGGGCUCCCCUGCUCCCAGCUGCUGUCCCUGGGGGCUGGCCCUGCUGCCCUCUGCUCUCCAGCUGAGGAGCAGCCUCUGACCAGCCCUGCCCAGGCUCUGCCGGCUCCUCUGUGCCUCUGCCUGGGGCUGGAGCAGCCCCUUCUCCCACCCGCAGCCUCGAGUUUAAGGCUUGGGGGGACCCCUGGAAAGUGCCUGUAGGUUGUCCCUGCUGCUCGGGGUUCACUGGGGGGGGGGGGGGUGCACCGGCCCCAGUGGGAGCGCUGGGGGCACUGGUCCCUGUGCAGUACCCGGGCUGGUGUUCAUCGCCGGGCUUGGGGAUGCUCCAACCCCGCCUGCCCCUCAGGACCCCCCCCUGCACCGUGCCUGGCUGACACACACACCCCCCCCCCCCUUCCCAGCCCCUCUCCCGCUCCCCCCUGUGCAAGUCGCAAUGAAACCGUUGGGCCCCUCGCGCUGGUCGCGGGAGGCGGCGGGUCCCCGCGGGGCCGGGGCGCUGCCGCCCGACCGCGGGCGAUAAAAUAAACUCGUGGUGCCUGUGA